AAACUCCACAAAACAUUUGUUCUCAUCCCUUCUCUGCUCCUUAAAAAGACGCCUUCUUCCUAACAUUUGCUCUCCGUGAACCAGUAGCCUUUGACUCUCUGUCUGCCUUUCUUCUUCAUCUGCAUCGAAAACCCAACAAAGUUUUCACCUUUCACGUUAUUAUAAAUCUCUUUCCCGAGAACCCAGUUCCCAAAACCCUCUAUUUCACUCUGCUUUUCGCCUUUUUGAAAUCCUCGACUUCGAGACCAUGAAGAAGAAAAUGUGGAUGUUUUCUCAUUGAUCACCUCCUCCAAACCCCCAAAGCUUGUCUUUUGCGUAAUGGAAGGUAUGACCAAACCCACAAGAAGUGUCACUGCCACCACCACAGCCACCAUAAUCAACACCUUGCUAAGCAACAAAGCUGGUUCUCAAAGCUUCCCUUUCCCAAAGCUCUCUUUUUGGUUUGCCCCAACUACUCGCCCUCCUGGUCUGCUCUUCUCCAGCUUUGGUUCAUAGGUUUGUGUAUCGAAAGACUUAGAAAACCCAUAUGGCUUUUUACAGUUUUAACUCCAACUCUUCAUUUAGGUCUGAAUACUCGAGCCUCUUCGACCCUUUUACGCAUGGCUCAAGUGGGUUUGGUGGGGCUCUGCGAGGAGGUGGGUCUGUUUUGCCUCACUCUCUGGUUUUGGAUGGUGAGAAAGGUGAGCUUGUUAAGGCUCCAGCGAGAGUGGGAAAGAAAGGGGUAUCAGAGGCAAAGGCCUUGGCGGCUUUGAAGAAUCACAGUGAGGCUGAGAGGAGGAGAAGAGAGAGAAUUAAUGCACAUCUCUCUACGCUUCGUGGUCUCGUGCCCUGCACUGAAAAGAUGGACAAAGCCGCAUUACUUGCUAAAGUUAUCAGCCAGGUGAAAGAACUGAAGAAGGAUGCCCUAGAAUCUAGUAAGGGAUUUCUCAUUCCUGUUGAUGCUGAUGAAGUGCAAGUUGAACCCUAUGACACUGGGGCAGGGGAUGGAACCAUAUCUGUGAGAGCAUCCGUCUGCUGUGAAUACCGGUCUGAGCUUCUCUCUGACCUAAGAGAAGCUCUCGAUUCCCUUCACUUGAAAAUGGUGAAGGCAGAUAUAGCAACCUUGGGAAACCGAGUGAAAAAUGUGUUUGUUUUCACCAGCUGCAAAGAGAGAAGCAAUGAUGCUGAUGCUGAUGCAUUCCAACUUCUUGCAAGUUCUGUUCACCAGGCCCUGAGUUCUGUCCUUGAUAAGGCUUCUGCCUCACCAGAAUACUCCCCGAGAACAACGCUGCCGAGCAAAAGGCGGAGGGUCUCUUACUUCGAUACCUCGAGCUCAUCCUCAUGAGAGCAAGAUUGUGUUUGUGUUGGCGGUGAUGAAGAUGUGCAUAUUGUAUUGUAAUAUGGGUUCUGUAUUCGUAUCUUUAGACAUGGAUGUGCGGAAGAUAAAAUAUUUGUGAGAUCUUCAUGUAUACAUUGUAUUACAAAACCCCCAAUAAAGUAUGAACUAUAUACUAAGGAAAGACAAUACUGGUUGUAUGUAAAAUAUGUAUGUAAUUGUGAAUUUCAUGGAAAAUUAGACUCC
Prunus mume (Japanese apricot) is the source of this 1561-nucleotide messenger RNA. Its product is annotated as transcription factor bHLH30-like. Lineage: Eukaryota; Viridiplantae; Streptophyta; Magnoliopsida; Rosales; Rosaceae. The record is from RefSeq and is a predicted model, not a curated record. Gene Ontology annotation, biological process: regulation of DNA-templated transcription. Gene Ontology annotation, molecular function: DNA-binding transcription factor activity; protein dimerization activity.